Messenger RNA from Sporothrix schenckii 1099-18, 267 nucleotides. RefSeq lists its product as uncharacterized. The transcript has a single exon. The coding region runs from base 1 to 267 and encodes 88 amino acids. The record is from RefSeq and is a predicted model, not a curated record. Lineage: Eukaryota; Fungi; Ascomycota; Sordariomycetes; Ophiostomatales; Ophiostomataceae.
AUGCCAGGAAAACCAGCCAUGCGAGGAGGAUAUAAUAACCCCGGCGCACAGCAUUAUGGGAGCAGCCCUCAAGGUUUACACCAGCACGGGCCGCCCCAUCGCAACGGCAGCGGCCACUUUUCGAGCAAGAAUUACCAAGGGCACAACAUCCACAAUAAUUCUUACCAUCACAAUGGCGUGUCUCAACCCCAAGUCAAUCAUACCAAUGGCCCACCGGCUGCGCAUCAGAAUCGCCCGACCGGCGACGUCCCGGAAGAAGCCAAAUGA